GAAAAGCUUUGCAGUAAUUAAACAUUUUUCAUUUCGGAAAGCUAUCAUCAAUUAAAAAAAAACAUAAUGGGCUGCAAGGGUUGUGCAACUAAUUGCCAGUGCACGGCACAGAAGUGUGGCAGCAAUUGUGCCUGCAAUAAGGAUUGCAACUGUGUGUGCAAGUCUGGACCCAAGGAGCAAUGCUGCAGCAGCAAAUAAACAAGAAAUGGCAACAGUUUCUGUAAUCCAAAAUUGUUCAUAUAGGCUUGAAACAUAAACAUAAUUGUGUUUACAUUUUUCGAAAUGUUCAUCACAUGAUUCAAUAAAAAAUGGCAU
Messenger RNA from Drosophila novamexicana, 315 nucleotides. Its product is annotated as metallothionein-2. The record is from RefSeq and is a predicted model, not a curated record. Gene Ontology annotation, molecular function: metal ion binding. The coding region runs from base 67 to 198 and encodes 43 amino acids. NCBI's taxonomy places the organism in Eukaryota, Metazoa, Arthropoda, Insecta, Diptera, Drosophilidae. The transcript is spliced from 2 exons.